AACUACAUAUACUCCACCCCUAAAUUUUGAUUUUCCAUAUCCAUAAUCUCAUUUUUCCACAAAGAAUCAACCUGAAAUCAUUCAUGGCUUCUGCGUCAAUUCCUUUCUGUUCCCAAUUUUCCGGCACCGGAGUUUCCUCGGCGCGAUCGCGGCGGAGCGGUGUGGCGUUCCGUCAGCCGAUUUCCACCGUCUCCGCCUCCUGUGCUACGGCGGAGCGGACCAGCAGCGGCGCCGCCACGCACGCCUCGCUCUACGAAGUUCUCGGGAUUCAGACGGGCGCCACGUGUCAGGAAAUCAAGGCUGCAUACAGGAGGCUGGCUAGGGUUUUGCAUCCGGACGUCGCGUCUAGCUUUCGCCGGGAAUCGUCGGACGAAGACUUCAUCAGAGUGCACGCGGCGUACGUCACUCUCUCCGAUCCACAAAAGCGUGCGAAUUACGACCGGACUCUGUUCCGGCCGGGGCAGAGCAGGCCGCCGGUUGUGUUUUCUGGUGUUAACAGUCGCCGGAAUUGGGAAACUGAUCAAUGCUGGUAGCUGAAGGGAGUGAUAAUCACAUAUUAGGCUUAAUUCUUUGAUUUUAUGAGCAGGUUACCUUUAAUCUCGCUAUAACUUCAUUGACGACAAGUUUGAAACUCAAAAUUUUGCUGUAAAUCCUAAGUUUUCAUGAGUUUAAGUCUGAAUAUUCAUUAAUGUGCAAAAGAUGCUUCAACAAAUUGCUUAUCGA
Messenger RNA from Ipomoea nil (Japanese morning glory), 723 nucleotides. Its product is annotated as chaperone protein dnaJ 11, chloroplastic-like. The coding region runs from base 84 to 533 and encodes 149 amino acids. The transcript has a single exon. Lineage: Eukaryota; Viridiplantae; Streptophyta; Magnoliopsida; Solanales; Convolvulaceae. The record is from RefSeq and is a predicted model, not a curated record.